Messenger RNA from Amphiprion ocellaris (clown anemonefish), 1414 nucleotides. RefSeq lists its product as uncharacterized. The record is from RefSeq and is a predicted model, not a curated record. The transcript is spliced from 4 exons. The coding region runs from base 206 to 1102 and encodes 298 amino acids. Lineage: Eukaryota; Metazoa; Chordata; Actinopteri; Pomacentridae.
CCUGUACUCCUCUCCCUGAAUCCCUGACAUAAAAAUCUACUAAAUUUGGUGGUUAGGAGGGGGAAUAAUGUAUUUUAAGGUCGGGUUGUUAUCCAUAGAGGUCUGGCGGCUGUACAACCUGAGCUAGUGUCGGUUAUUGUUUUAUUUUAACAUUCUUAAACAACUUAAAAACGUAAAACAAGGAUCGCAGCCAUGACACUGGUCUAUGUGUUAUGGCGCCCCCUACCGGCGACCCGUUAGGCUGCUCUCCGGUCAGUUGGCGCUACACGGGGACAGGUGUGCCUCGGGCGGCAGGGCAGGUGACGCAAUGCCUCAGAAUGGUGUGAAUUUUGUGGGCAGAAGGAGAGCACGUCACAACACCUGUAAAGCCAAUGAUGUGGUCAGCAGUCAGGUCCCAAGCAUGGGUUUGGUUAAUGGACCAGUUGUUUACAAAUACUGCUCAGCUGCUGCCAGCAGGACCUGCCAGAGCACACCAGCUGGCACACUGUGUGAUUCCAAACCACCACGCACGGUUAAUGGGUAUAUUAACCAUGGGUAUAGAGGCAACAUUACAACAGCAGUACCACCAAAGACACUCAGGAAACAAGGAGGAAUGAUUUCAGCCAUCAGUGAUGCCUCAGCACCUGGUAGGCUCAGCAGGACGAGCGAUCCAGGCAGUAUCACAGUCAGUGGGGCCACCAAGCAAGACUCUGUGGAUCUACCCCAUAAUUUCAAUCAAGUAGUACCAGAUCCCAGCUUACCAGCAUCAGGGAAGAACCAAAGAAGAAGGAGGUAUUACAGACACAAGAAGAGACACUCUGAAGUGGCUUGUCUGGGAAACUCGGCAUCUCCACUGAUGCCACCGCAAAAGGAAGACUGGGAAAAUGAGAUCCAAGAGGUCACACUCACUGAAUGGGAACAGAAGUGUUUUGGGGUCAAACCUUAUGGUCCAGAAGAUGUGCUCCAUUUUGCUUUGCGGGAUUUGACACUCAAGCAAAGGGACACAAUGGACCUGCCAGUUACAGCAAGUUACAGGCCAGUCGUUCACCACCCAAGUCCCGUCAAGUGGUUCUGCUACAGCAUUCCCACUGAGCCAGAUCAGUUUGCAGAUGCUGACGAGUAAGUCAGACGUAUGCGAAUGUGUUCAGAAAUGCAUCAAAUAAUAGUAAUCACUUACUAAAUCAAUUGUUAGAGCUUUAGUUAGGCCUUACUAAUCAAGCAGUUUGUGGUUUUAUGCUUGAUGCUUACCCAUGCUUAGAAUAUUUGUUUGGUCAGCAUUUGGCCUUUUUCUCCUCAUCUAAAGCAUUAGUGGAAGAAAUUAAAUUUAAAACUUACUCUUGGUUAGUAGAUAUGUUUCAAAAUCAAAUAGGUCAUUUGCAGGUCAAAGAUCGUAGAUUUGAUGUUGGAGUGCGGUUGUUUUUUUGUUUUUUUUUGU